This is a messenger RNA of Medicago truncatula (barrel medic), 1818 nucleotides long. RefSeq names its product UDP-glucose flavonoid 3-O-glucosyltransferase 7. The record is from RefSeq and is a predicted model, not a curated record. Gene Ontology annotation, molecular function: UDP-glucosyltransferase activity. The transcript has a single exon. Bases 86 to 1567 code for a protein of 493 amino acids. Lineage: Eukaryota; Viridiplantae; Streptophyta; Magnoliopsida; Fabales; Fabaceae.
AUGAAACAAUGUUGAACUAUAUAUCACAAAACUAAGUUGAACUUCAAAAGAGAGAGAUAGAAACAAGAUAGUAACGUGAAUAGUGAUGAAUACUUCAGCAAUGGUAGGUGUUGAAGUAGAACGACCACUGAAAAUUCACUUCAUUCCUUAUCUUGCAUCUAGCCAUAUGAUCCCUCUUUCUGAUAUAGCAGCUAUGUUUGCAUCCCAUGGCCAACAUGUCACAAUCAUCACCACUCCCUCCAAUGCCAAAUUUCUUACAAAAUCUCUUUCUUAUGCCGCUCCCUUCUUCCUCCGCCUUCACACCGUCGACUUUCCCUUUCAACAAAUGGACCUCCCUGAAGGCAUUGAAUCUAUAUCCUCCACCACCGACCUCGUCACCACUUGGAAGAUCAACAAUGGCGCAAUGCUCCUCCAUCGACCCAUUGAGGAUUUCAUUAAAAACGAUCCACCAGAUUGUAUCAUCUCCGACUCUGCAUACCCAUGGGUUAAUGACUUGGCCCAGAAGCUUCAAAUCCCUAAUUUCACAUACAAUGUUUUGUCCGUUUUUCCAGUCUUGCUCAUGGAAUCCCUUAGAACAAAUAAUUUACUUUUUACGGAUUCUGAUUCGGAUUCAAGUUCCUAUAUCGUUCCAAACUUUCCUCUUCCUAUCACCAUGUGCAGUAAACCACCAAAGGUUCUCAGUAAAUUCAUAGGACUGAUGCUUGACACAGUGUUCAAAAGUAAUGGCUUUAUCGUCAACAACUUCAUUGAACUUGAUGGAGAAGAGUGUAUUCAACACUAUGAGAAAACCGUAGGUCACAAGGCUUGGCAUCUUGGUCCAUCUUCUAUUUGGAGAACCACUCUAGAGAAAUCAGGUGGGGGAAACGAGGGUGCUGAGAGUGAGCAUGAGUGCCUGCGUUGGCUCAACUCACAACAAGUUAACUCAGUGUUGUACAUAUGUUUUGGAAGCUUAAACUAUUUCUCUGAUAAACAACUAUAUGAGAUUGCAUACGCAAUAGAAGCAUCGGGUCACCCAUUCAUAUGGGUUGUUCUUGAGAAGAAAGGAAAAGAAGAUGAGAACGAAGAAGAGAAAGAAAAGUGGUUGCCGAAGGGAUUUGAGGAGAGAAACAUUGGAAAGAAGGGUUUGAUCGUUAGGGGUUGGGCCCCACAGGUUCAGAUAUUGAGCCACCCUGCGGUAGGGGGAUUUAUGACACAUUGUGGGGGGAACUCAUUUGUUGAGGCUGUUGGUGCAGGAGUUCCAAUGAUAACGUGGCCGGGUCAUGGAGAUCAAUUGUUCAAUGAGAAACUAAUAACACAAGUCCGAGGAAUUGGAGUGGAAGUAGGUGCAACAGAAUGGCGUGCACAUGGUAUUGGGGAGAGAAAGAAGUUGGUGAGCAGAGAUGACAUAGAGAAGGCAAUGAGGAGAUUGAUGGACAGUAGUGAUGAGGCUGAAGGUAUGAGACUACGUGCUCGAGAGCUUGGAGAGAAGGCUAAACGAGCUAUUCAAGAAGGUGGUUCCUCACAUCAUAAUUUGUUAACUUUGAUCGACGAACUUAAAAAGUUGAGAGACUGCAAGCCACUUGAUUAAUUAAAGGAAAAUUAAUCAGAAAUGUGAAUGUCAUGGUUUUGGUCGAUGAAUUUCUAGUGGAUAAUGACAUGAAGAGGUUUUGCUGUUUUCAGGAUUUUAAUUCUGCAAUAUUUGCCGCUCAAAUCAAAGUAGUAACAACAUAGCUACUUUCAUGGUGAUAAUUCAACAUAAUUGAGUUGUAUGACACACCAAGCAGUAAUAAAUGUAUCUUCUUUGGGAAACAAUAAUUCUUUGAAGCAGUGAUUUGCAAA